GACGGCUUAUAUUUCAUUUUAACCACAAUAUAUCAAGUUAAAUCGAAAUGAAACUUAGUAUCUUGCCCAAAUCCUUAUUUCACACGUAUAUUUAUCACAAGUUUCGACAAGUUCACAAGUCUAUUCACAAGUCAUCUCAUUCACACACAUUUUGCUUUAUUCGCAACUAUCCAUGCUGCAGAAAAAUGCGUUUUUCUCACGUUGUUGCAAUGAUUAAGUUUCACGAUAUCAGUCAUCAGCCAUCACACAUAUAUACAUUUUAGGAUGAUAUUUUUAUCCGAUAUUGUAGCUAUGUAUAAUUAAUGCAUAAUGUAUAAUUAAUGUAUCCCGAUAUGUGUAUAUUGGUGUAUCUUGAUGUAGCCGAACUGAGAAACGUAUCAUACGACGCACCGAACAAGAAUGAAAUACCGCUGACUGCUGAGUAACAGAAGUCACGAGAGCGCUUGCGCAAUAACAUUCUUCUGUCUACGCGAUAAAAGAAAGAACAGCCCCUCUCGAUUACAAAUUGAGGCAAUUGAGCUUAAUAUUUUGUCGCUUAUAUCGCAAAUAUAUGAGUCGCAGUCGGAAAAUUAUCGCCACUUUUGUACGAUAUCAUUGGCGAACGAAAGUAUCGAUCGUCUGUAAUUCGCGAGAAAAUUUUCAGGCAAACGUUCACUGUCAAUUAUAUGAGAGAAUAUCAAGCUCUGAGCUGCACAGUUGCGUCGCAGCUUUCUUGCACGAUGCAUGCAACCGAGAAGCCUUAUUACAAGAUAAAUCGAGUCGUCCUCAAGUCACUCGGCCUAUGGCCGUAUCAGAAAUCGUGUCUAGUGCGAGUACAGAAUGUACUGUUUAUUGUUAUUCUUACAUCAUUUAUUAUAGUGCAGAGUCCUAUCGUUCAUGUUACCCAAUAUCUUCAUCACGGUUAAAUAUUGCCUCUAUAUCAUUCAGGCAAACAGUGUAAGUUUAAUGAGA
Molecule: messenger RNA, 951 nt
Organism: Harpegnathos saltator (Jerdon's jumping ant)
Lineage: Eukaryota; Metazoa; Arthropoda; Insecta; Hymenoptera; Formicidae
Exons: 2
Coding region: 666-905 (79 amino acids)
Source: RefSeq, a predicted model, not a curated record